This is a messenger RNA of Rubroshorea leprosula, 620 nucleotides long. The record is from the annotation of a GenBank genome assembly. Lineage: Eukaryota; Viridiplantae; Streptophyta; Magnoliopsida; Malvales; Dipterocarpaceae.
AGGGAUGAGAGAAAAAAUUUUAAGAAAUUAAACAUUUUCCUUCUAGCAGGCAAGUGAGCAGCCACCAGCCCGAAUGUGCGGAACCACAAAAAGUGCUUUCCUUCCCAAAAGAAUGAGAAAUAAAUAUGUUCUUCCCAAUCCUCUUUAGUGGCUCUUUUCAUUUGUUGGGUUUUUCUAAUAUAAGUGUAAGGACCAAAAAGCACACCUACCGGAUAUGAAGGCUUCAGCAAGCCAUGUCGAUCGGACUAAGAUUAAGAUCGUGUUCUCCGGCCGUUCCGGUGGGUGGGCUUACCCACCAACAUCUUCAGGUGACCCCCUGAAGAUCUGGCAGGAUGGCAACCACUUAGUUGAUACCUCCUUAACAUCUCUCAUGAACGCCAGACCCUCGGCCAACCUCACCACGGUCACUCCCCUUCACGUCGCUCGCGAAAUUUUUGAGCGUUUCUUUUAGCCUUCACCAUCAUUUGAAGGUGAAUUGGAAUGCACCAUCUUGUAUGGAAUUGAAGAGUAUGACCUGGGAAGAACCAUCUUAUAUAGGUAUGAAGAGGCUUUGUUAUGCUGGUGGUGGAAGUCUAUAACUAGUGAAUCUGAGGGUACUAUAUUAAAAUGUAAAUCUGAGG